AUGGCAGAUGACUCUGGUGCUACAGGAGGUGCGGGAGGCCCUGGGGGCCCCGGAGUCGGAGGUCGGGGUGGCUUCCGCAGUAGCUUCGGCAGUGGGGGCCGAGGUCGAGGCCAAGGCCAGGGCUGCGGAGCCCGGGGAGGAAAGGCCGAAGACAAGGAGCGGGUUCCUGUCACUAAGCUAGGCUGCCUAGUCAAGGACAUGAAGAUCCAGUCUUUGAAAGAGAUCUAUCUUUUCCCGCUCCUUAUCAAGGAGUCUGAGAUCAUAGAUUUCUUCCCGGGAUCUCCAUUGAAAGAUGAGGUUCUGAAGAUCAUGCCUGUUCAGAAACAAACUAGAGCUGGACAACGUACUAGGUUCAAGGCUUUUGUGGCCAUCGGUGACUACAAUGGCCAUGUUGGUCUGGGUGUCAAGUGCUCCAAGGAAGUGGCCACAGCUAUUCGUGGUGCUAUCAUUCUGGCCAAGCUGUCCAUUGUUCCUGUGAGAUGCAGCUACUGGGGGAACAAGAUUGGCAAGCCUCACGCAGUGCCCUGCAAGGUCACUGGGCGAUGUGGAUCGGUUCUGGUGUGCCUGAUCCCCGCUCCUAGAGGUACUGGCAUUGUCUCAGUUCCUGUGCCUAAGAAACUCCCGAUGAUGGCUGGAAUUGAUGACUGCUAUACUUCUGCAAGAGGCUGUACUGCCACUCUGGGUAACUUUUAG
Molecule: messenger RNA, 693 nt
Organism: Trichosurus vulpecula (common brushtail)
Lineage: Eukaryota; Metazoa; Chordata; Mammalia; Diprotodontia; Phalangeridae
Product: 40S ribosomal protein S2-like
Exons: 1
Coding region: 1-693 (230 amino acids)
Biological process (GO): translation
Cellular component (GO): ribosome; cytosolic small ribosomal subunit
Molecular function (GO): structural constituent of ribosome; RNA binding
Source: RefSeq, a predicted model, not a curated record